AUGACAAUCGACCAGGAUCCCAUCCUCACUAAACUCCGCGAUGUAUCCCUCUCAACAGAGAACGGCGUCAGCAAACAUCACACAACAGAUCAAGACCAUCUCGCUACCGCGGGGCUCCUCUCAGAACGAGAAAGUGAAGCAUGGCAAAGAGCGAUAGAAAAGGUCGUUCGAUGUGUUGUGUCGGUCAAGUUCUCGCACCCUUACUCGUUUGAUACCGAGACUAGCAAGACGAGCGAAGCAACGGGCUUUGUUGUCGAUGCGGAAAAGGGUAUCAUUCUUACUAAUCGACAUGUUGUCGGUCCUGGGCCGUUUUCGGGGUACAUCGUCUUCAAUAAUCAGGAAGAAGUCGACACGUACCCUAUUUACCGCGAUCCAGUGCACGACUUUGGUUUCUUGAAGUUUGAUCCCAAGGCGGUUAAAUACAUGGCUCUCACCGCAAUGGAACUCAGACCGGAUCUAGCAAAGGUCGGUACCGAGAUAAAAGUCAUUGGCAACGAUAGCGGCGAAAAGCUCGGUAUCCUCUCCGGUUUUAUCAGCCGUCUUGACAGAAACGCUCCCAUAUAUGAUGGCUACAUGGACUUCAACACAUGUUACUUCCAAGCGAACGCCUCAGCAUCAGGAGGAAGUUCCGGAAGUCCUGUUGUUAACGUCGACGGACACGGUAUCGCGCUCCAAGCAGGCGGGCGCACUGAUGGAUCAACGGAUUAUUUCCUACCGCUUGAUGGACCGCUACGAGCGCUAAAGCAGAUUCAACGUGGUGAAAAGGUAAAAAGAGGUGAGAUUCAGACCGUUUUCAAGUUGAAGCCCUUUGAUGAGUGCCGACGCCUGGGGUUGAGUCCUGAGUGGGAGAGUGUUUUGCGCAAAUCCUUCCCUGGUGAGGAUAACGUCAUCGUCGCCAUGGAUGUUUUACCCGAGGGUCCUUCAGACGAUAAAUUGAAGGAGGGUGAUAUCCUACUCAAGAUCAACGGGGAUCUCGUUACCCAAUUCCUCCGUCUCAAUGAGAUUUUCGACUCCAACAUUGGCAAAACCGUGCGCAUUCUCGUACAAAGAGACGGCCAAGAUGUCGAAGAGGACAUACUAGUCCAAGACCUCUGCGAAAUCACACCCGAUCGCUUCGUCACCGUCGGAGCAGCCUGUUUCCAUGACCUAUCAUACCAAGUCGCGCAACGAUACUUCCUCCCCUGCCGCGGCGUGUACGUCAGUAAAUCCGGCCCGUUUCACCCCACGCACGAUAACUACAUCAUGGUCGAUAGCGUCAAUCACAAAAAGACGCCGAACCUCGAUGCCUUUGUGCAGGUGAUGAAGGACAUUCCCGACAGAGCACGCGUGGCUAUUAAAUUUUGGUAUGUUUGGGAACCGCAGACUGUUCGAACCGCUGUUGUGCCGAUUGAUCGGCAUUGGUUCCAGCGCAUGAAGAUGUUUAAGAGGAAUGAUACCACGGGUGUAUGGGAUGUUGAGGUACUCGCUGAGCCGCUGCCUGCUAUUCGACCGCCGCCGUUGAGUGCAUCCUUUGAUGCGCUGGAACAUAUUGCUCAACGAGAAAUUGCCGAGAUUUCCAGGAGUUUCGUACACGUGAGAUUCUCGUCGCCUGUCCUCAUCGAUGGGCAAUCCGCGCGCAUUAAACUCGGAAUGGGCCUCGUCGUCAACGCUAAGCGAGGCUAUGUUAUCGUUUCAAGAACUGUCGUGCCGACAAAGCUCUGCGAUAUCGAACUGACCUUUGCCGACUCUGUCCUUGUUCCUGGAAAGGUCGUCUUCUUACAUCCUGCGCACCACUACGCCAUCAUCCAAUACGACCCCAGCCUCGUCGACGCGCCCGUCAAAAGCGCCAUCUUUAGCACCGAGAAAAUCUCACAGGGUGCGCCGACUUUCUUCGUCGGGCAUAAUGAUUGCGAUGAGAUGGUGUAUGCCUCGACAGCCGUGACAAAAGUCAUCCCUCUCGAGCGAGAACCACCAAAUCCACCCCGCGGCCGUCCCGUCAACGUUGAUCGUAUUGAUGUUGAGACUCGAAUUGGAAAUCAUUGCGGCAGCGGCGUCCUCAUCCGUGAAGAUGGCGUCGUCCAGGCUCUUUGGGUCGUCUAUGAGAUGGAAGAUCUCGACGAAGCAUGCUUCGGUUUAAGCUCCCAGGCCAUCGCGCCCAUCGCCGAGAAGCUAAGCCAAGGCAUCGUCCCAACCCUGCGUAGUCUCUCCAUCGAGCUCGAGGCCGUGACAAUGAUUGAAGCGCGAGUCAUGGGCGUUGCGGAGGAGUGGAUAGAAAAGGUCCAGAGCAAGUCCUCCUCCGACCGACGACUCUUCAUGGUCAAACGCGGCCCGAAGCAACUUCCCGGUCAACUCGGCGAAGGUGACGUCCUCCUCACGCUCGAUGACAAGCUCAUCACGCAGCUCCACGACGUGGAUGUCAUGUACUGGAAAGAAAGCCUCGACGUUGUCGCUGUACGAAAUGGCGAACAGAUCAGCUUCAAAGCGCAGACUGUUUCUGAGGAUGAGUUUGAGACUUCGCGCGUUGUCAACUUCUGCGGCUUGACGGCGCAGAAACCACAUCGCACUGUGAGGCAGAGCAUCAAGAAGUUGCCGAGCGAAGUAUAUAUCACAAGUUGGUUCAUAGGAUCGCCGGCGAAUCUAUAUAACGUCUACGCAACGACUUUCAUCACACAUAUCGACAAUAAGCCUACACCGGAUCUGGAGUCGCUCGUGGGGAUCAUUGCAAGCAUCCCUAACAAAACAUACUUCAAGAUCAAGAUGAUGAACUACACCGGAACUCCCUCCGUCGUGACAAUCAAGAAGGAUGAACGCUACUGGCCUACUGUUGAGUGGCUUCGUGAUGAGACGCAUGUGGAAGGAUGGAAGAGGGUCACGUAUGAGAACGGUGAGGUUAUACAGGGCGAGGGUCUUUAUGGUAUUACACUCUGA
Molecule: messenger RNA, 2907 nt
Organism: Fusarium fujikuroi IMI 58289
Lineage: Eukaryota; Fungi; Ascomycota; Sordariomycetes; Hypocreales; Nectriaceae
Product: serine protease family protein
Exons: 3
Coding region: 1-2907 (968 amino acids)
Biological process (GO): proteolysis
Molecular function (GO): protein binding; serine-type endopeptidase activity
Source: RefSeq, a predicted model, not a curated record